Pisolithus orientalis is the source of this 897-nucleotide messenger RNA. RefSeq lists its product as uncharacterized. Gene Ontology annotation, cellular component: signal recognition particle, endoplasmic reticulum targeting. Bases 1 to 897 code for a protein of 298 amino acids. Gene Ontology annotation, molecular function: 7S RNA binding; protein binding; ribosome binding. Gene Ontology annotation, biological process: SRP-dependent cotranslational protein targeting to membrane. The transcript has 5 exons. NCBI's taxonomy places the organism in Eukaryota, Fungi, Basidiomycota, Agaricomycetes, Boletales, Pisolithaceae. The record is from RefSeq and is a predicted model, not a curated record.
AUGACGAGAAAGAAACCAGGACUGGGCACCAAAUCCCAGCCAAAACAGCCGAUUCCAGUCGAAGAACGGCUCAGACGGCUGUUCAAAUCUCUCUGUGCACAGAUAGACGGUGGACAUUUCACCAGCGCUAUCAAGACAUGUCACAAGAUCCUUCGAUUGGAUCCUACAGAUGGGGAUGCACUGCAAACGGAUACAGAACAGUAUGAGGCCGCCCUAUCUCUCAUAGGUGAUGACGCAUCUGGCCGUCGCGCAUUCGAAAAAGCCUAUGCUUUGUACCGCUUCCACAAAGAAGAAGAGGCAUCCAACGUUUUGCAAAGACUGAAGCAGACUCAGAAGGACCAGCGUGGCGUGCUCCACCUGGAUGCUCAGCUCAAUUAUCGCCAGGGAUCAUACCAAACCAGUCUCGAACUGUACAACGACCUGAUUGAAACUGCUGAUCCCCAAUCGGAAGAAUAUUCAGAUGUACUGACAAACCUCACUGCCUCACAGAAGCAUCUCGACUUCAUCAACACCGGAUUUCUGCAUGAGCUGGAUGCAUUACCCACAUCGGUCGUCUCGGCGAUCGAAACAUUACCUCCUCCCACUUCUCAUCCGACCCAGGUUCUCCUGGAAUCACGUUCUGCGCAGAACAAACAGUUGGAGGAAGAGCCACCAGUGACAAAGACGAAAACAGUAAGGAUGAAACGUGUACCCAAGGGCGUCAUUCCUGGCGUAACGCCUCCUCCUGAUCCGGAACGAUGGUUAAAGAAGAGCGAGAGAUCGAACUACAAUCAAGGAAAAAAGCGGAAAGGUGCCGGUGGAGGAGCGACACAAGGUGUCGUCACGGACAGUGUGCUUCCUCCACCCAGUGCCGCGAAAGCCGGGGGUACUUCGAAAGGGAAGAAAAAGAAAUCGUGA